AUGUCACUGGAUAUAUUAGCUGAAUCUAUACAUCAACGCAAUCCAUCUGGAUUAUUGAACUCACAACAUUCCAACGCGUCUGUAACAAAUUGCACACCAGUUGUUGCAAGUAACAAUAACAAUACACACAAAUAUCAACCGUCGGCAGCAGGACUGAAACGUGCUAGGCCCAGUGAAGAUUCAGAUGACCCAUUUAAAGAUAAAUCACAACAAAAUAGCACCAAGAAUGAUCAAAAAGGGUUUAAAAUACUGCAUCAUAGCUUUAACAAGUCAUUCCUCAAGAAUCAAAAUUUGUUAAACUCGCCUGGAGUUAGAUCUCAAGAAGUACACACAUCGCAUUCACAAUUCUAUCAAAGCUCAUUACAAGAUCAACAUCACCAUCAGACACAGCAUGCUGUGUCAACAUCACAACUACUGCGACCACCGGCACCAUUUGAAGAAAAAACGUAUGUUGUAGAACAGGAAGAAAAUGAGGAUGACGAAGUAUCACUUGAGGUUCUUGAAGAUAUGCACAAACUCGAACAACAUUUUCCCAUCUUGGCCACUGAUUAUAGAUUAAUUGAUAAAAUAGGUGAAGGGACUUUCUCCACUGUAUACAAAGCAGAAGCAAUCAAUGGUAAAAUCAAACUUGACAGUGACGUUUGGAAAUCGCCUCCUUUAAAGAAACACAAGAAUGCGCCAGCAGAUGCUUCACUGAAGAAGAAAAAGAAGAAUGCUGUUGUUGCAUUAAAACAAAUUUAUGUUACAUCAUCCCCCAACAGAAUAUUCAAUGAAUUGAAUUUGCUUUAUAUGCUUACUGGUAGCUCAAGAGUUGCUCCAUUAUUGGAUGUCUUGCGUCAUCAAGACCAAAUAUUGGCCAUAUUACCGUACUAUCAUCAUUAUGAUUUCCGAGAUUUCUUCCGUGACUUGCCUGUCAAGGGAAUUAAAAAGUACAUGUGGGAGCUUUUUCAAGCUUUGGAAUAUGUGCAUAGUAAAGGUAUUAUUCAUCGUGAUUUGAAACCAACGAAUUUUCUUUACGAUCCAUUUAAAGGGCGUGGAGUUUUGGUUGAUUUUGGAUUAGCCGAAAAACAAGUUACUCAAUCCUCAUCUAGUACUUCUUCACCUACACCAACUAGCUGCCCUUGCUUAUCAAGAGAAACUCUCGUCACUAACAAAUCAUUAUCUAAAAGAAUGUAUGUCAAAGGUGCAUACCCCAAAUCCGAUAAUCGACCACCAAGAAGAGCCAAUAGAGCAGGUACUAGGGGUUUCAGAGCACCAGAAGUCUUGUUCAAAUGUACUAAUCAAACUACACAGAUAGAUAUCUGGUCAGCAGGAAUUAUUGGCUUUUCAUUAUUGACCAGAAAAUUCCCCCUUUUCAAUUCACCAGAUGAUACCGACGCCAUUUUAGAAUUGGCGUGGAUAUUUGGUUAUGAAAAAAUGAUCAAGUGUGCUGAAUUACAUGGUUGUGGGUUAGAAAUUUCCAUGAAUCAGUUGCACAAAUUCAAUGGGAACUUGAUCAAAAUCUUGUAUGAUUUUCUCAAAACUGAAGUUGAUAAUGAUAGUGUUCCUGAAGAUAGUGUCAUUUAUGACACGUUAAACUUGUUUAAUUCAACGGGCGAAAAAUUUAUAAGACCUGCAUAUAUUGAAGAACCAAACAUUUCACAACAUGAACGAAAUUUAAUGAUUGAUGAAUUCAAAAAGGAAAUGGAAGAUUAUAAAGAUCAUAAGUAUUUAAUGGAAUUGUUGUAUUCGUGUUUUAAAUUGGAUCCGACAAAGAGAUUAACCGCAAAGGAAAUUCUUCAAUUGCCUUUUUUCCAUGAAUUGUCACCAUUGGAUAAAGAUGAAGAUGUGGUGUUCUAA
This is a messenger RNA of Lodderomyces orthopsilosis Co 90-125, 1839 nucleotides long. RefSeq names its product serine/threonine protein kinase (gene CDC7). Gene Ontology annotation, molecular function: protein serine/threonine kinase activity; ATP binding. Gene Ontology annotation, cellular component: nucleus. Gene Ontology annotation, biological process: protein phosphorylation; mitotic DNA damage checkpoint signaling. The transcript has a single exon. NCBI's taxonomy places the organism in Eukaryota, Fungi, Ascomycota, Pichiomycetes, Serinales, Debaryomycetaceae. The record is from RefSeq and is a predicted model, not a curated record. Bases 1 to 1839 code for a protein of 612 amino acids.